Aspergillus novofumigatus IBT 16806 is the source of this 807-nucleotide messenger RNA. RefSeq lists its product as uncharacterized. Gene Ontology annotation, biological process: alkaloid metabolic process. The transcript is spliced from 7 exons. Lineage: Eukaryota; Fungi; Ascomycota; Eurotiomycetes; Eurotiales; Aspergillaceae. The record is from RefSeq and is a predicted model, not a curated record. Gene Ontology annotation, molecular function: transferase activity, transferring alkyl or aryl (other than methyl) groups. Bases 1 to 807 code for a protein of 268 amino acids.
AUGCAGAGAGACGAUACGGAAUCAACUUCUGAGUCGUUGCCUGCCUACGAUACCCUCACAAAAUGCUUUACGUUUUCUGGCAUUGACCAGCAUGAGUGGUGGACAAAGACGGCCCCUACGCUAGGCAAACUACUUCGCGAUGCCAAAUACGAUCCGUGCCAGCAAUUGCAAUACUUAUACCUGUUUGGUAUGCACAUUAUUCCGAUGCUGGGACCAUUCCCCAACGCCAGGCCGGGUCUCUAUCGGAGCAUCCUUGGUGGCCUCGGAUGUCUUGAGUUCAACCAGAACUUCACUCAACUGCUGAGAACAGUCCGGAUUGCCUUUGAACCAACCACAUUGAGUCGCCUGAAAUGCCUGAGUCCGCAUUUAAUAACUGAAUCUGUCCUCGCCCUUGACCUGAAAGGAGUGCGAAAGGUCGACCAUGAUGGCGUCUUUGGGGACUUAUUGUCCCUGAUUGAACAUUUCCUGCGCUCAGCACCUUCAAGUCUUAGUGUCUUUUAUCUAUCUUGUGACCUCAGUGCUCCUCGCAACACCCGGUUCAAAAUAUAUAUCACCGAGUUUCAGGUUGGGUCUGAGCAAAUAUCCUACAUCUGGACACUUGGAGGGACACUUCAAGAUCCGGAAAUGCUAACUGGGCUGAGAAUGCUUGGAGAGCUGCUAGGAGAUCCACCACAUCUGCUCCCUCUCCUGUUUAAUUUUGAGAUCCUGCCACACAAGCCACUGCCCCAGGUCAAAAUCUAUGUUUCUCUCACAGGGAUCAAUGACAUGACCAUCACAGACAUAUGGGGAUGGGCUGAACACACCUAA